Messenger RNA from Caenorhabditis remanei, 993 nucleotides. RefSeq lists its product as uncharacterized. NCBI's taxonomy places the organism in Eukaryota, Metazoa, Nematoda, Chromadorea, Rhabditida, Rhabditidae. The record is from RefSeq and is a predicted model, not a curated record. The transcript has 5 exons. Bases 1 to 993 code for a protein of 330 amino acids.
AUGUGCUUCUGGAAAAUCGGCGCGACGGCUGCAAGUUAUCCGUGUCUCCUUUGUACCUGGAACUCUUUACUUUUCCCGCCAAAAGAGAAACCGCUUCCACUUCUGAAACUUCCAACUAUUCCAUUGAGACUGAUAACAAAAAUGAUGAAGCCAGAGGAGAUACUAAAUCUUUCAAUAUGCUCUUAUCGAUUGGAACUCUUCCUGAGAGCAUCCAGACAUAGGAUCACCUGUUGCAAUUUUCAUGUCAGUGAUCGACACUUGUCAGUUUCAUUGAAAAUCCCAAACAGUAUGGCAAUGAGUUUCAAAAUAGGAGAAGGGAAAAAACAAUUGAAUUCGGUGGACAAGUUGGGAGUGUUGUGUAGGAGUUUACGAGAAAAGAAGGGUUCAUUUUGGUUCAAUCAAGAAUUCCCACCAGACGAAAUGCUCGAAAUCUACAAACGAACCAUUUCACUGUACUCUCCUUUCUUAAUCAUAUGGGUAUUUUAUUUUGAUAGUUCGUCGCCGUCGGUGGAUAGUUCUUGCCGCUAUUUGGUUGAAAAUUUGACAACUAUGAUAUCAGCUAACAACUAUGAUAGGACAACUUAUCAUAGGUUCGUAUUUCAAAAUGGCAGUGUGACUAGAGAGUUUUUGACGGAACUGAUGGAUCGGAUACCAGUGACGGCAAGUUUUGCAGUGACAGCGGACAUACCAGCGGAUUUCAAACAUUCCAAAGCGUUCAAAUACAAAACGGUUGAAUAUAAAGAUGCUCGAUGGGCAACUCUUGAUGACUUGAAAUCAGUGAAGAAUGAAUGUUUUGUGAAUCUCCAAUCUUCAAACUUUGACUGUCAUGACCUAAAUGAAUUCCUGAAAUAUUGGGUAGACUGUGAUGACGCAAUAUUGAAAAAAAUGGCAUUGAAACUGAAGGAAGGUACAGUAAUCAAUGAGAUUGUUCUCACUGAUCAGUUGACUGUUCUACUAUACUAUGUAGACGGAUUGCCACAUUUCUUCUUGUAA